GGCCUUUCGUUCGCGCCGGGCCGGAAGAGAUGCACCCGGUGUCCGCCCUCGCUGCCAUUCCUGUCGCACUCCUCCUGAGCUCGCGCCUCCGCUUCUUGCACCCCAAGUUUAGCGUGCCGGACCCGACAACCUGCGCCGUGCUCAUCACCGGCGUGAGCGGAGGGUUUGGCGCAGCGUUUGGCAAUGACCUUGCGGGGCUCGGAUUUAUCGUUUACGGCACCGUCCGCAAACAGGAUGACGCCGACGCCCUCGCUGCUGGCGGUGUGAUCCGGCCGGUUGUGCUGGACGUGAGCCGGCCCGAGGAUGUCACUGCAGCAGUCGACCGGAUCGGCAGCGAGCUGCGGGCGGAGGGUCGCCGCCUGUGCGCGGUGGUGAAUAAUGCGGGGUUGACCGGCAUGGAUCGCACGCGCCACCUCAAGACUGAGGUGGUUGGCGCUGAGCACUAUGAGCGCGUGUUCAAUACAAAUGUGAUGGGAAUGGUGCAGGUGACCGAGGCGUUCCUGCCGCUGCUCAAGGUGGCGUCCGGGCGCGUGGUCAACAUCGGGUCGUACUUUGGGAGCUUCGCGCCAGGGAUCCCUCCCUUUGCCCCUUACAUCGCCUCGAAGCACGCCGUUGAGGGCCUCACUGAUGUGUGGCGGCGCGCCCUCCGUGGCGCGGGCAUCUCCGUCAGCCUCGUCAAGCCAGGAGACUUCUCGACGAAGCUGAACCCUCUACCCGGUGCUAAGAAGGAUCUAACUCCUGUGGUUGAGGCCGUGCGCGACGCAAUCACCUCCCCCUCCCCGCUCGCUCGCUACCACGUUGGCAGCGUGGCGGUGAAGCUGAAGGGCCUCCCCGUCGCGAUCGCGUGCCGCCUGCUGCAGGUCGUGCCAGACGUGGUGGUGGACGCCGUGCUGCGGUAAGAAGGAGCAUUGCUCGGUGGGAUCGCGCGCGCGAUGAUUUCAUCUCGCAGUUGCGCGCGUGUGUCGAUACGCGAGGAGCAAAAAUGACGGAGGACCGACGGAGCGCGCGAGCGCCGUCGUGUAAAUUUGAAUCAUGAAUGAGAAACUCAGCGC
Messenger RNA from Emiliania huxleyi CCMP1516, 1052 nucleotides. RefSeq names its product 3-hydroxybutyrate dehydrogenase. The coding region runs from base 30 to 899 and encodes 289 amino acids. The transcript has 2 exons. The record is from RefSeq and is a predicted model, not a curated record. Lineage: Eukaryota; Haptophyta; Isochrysidales; Noelaerhabdaceae.